AUGGCUAAGAAAUUUACAAAGAAGAAGAGAGAGAAAUUACCAAGGAUUGAUAAGAAGUUCUUUGCCGGAAAUAAACCAGCAAGCGCAGAGGUUAUGACCCAGAUGUUUAUGGAGUUUUUUGGGCGCUAUAAUUUUCCCGGAAUAAAACUCGUGGAGAGUCCAGCUCGCCCCGGGCCAGACCACGACUCCGAACAUGGCUUGAAGGUUAGACCAGUCAUCAACGUACACGAGGAAAGCAGCACGAUGGAAGUCGAUGGCCAUUUAGCUGGUGUGGGGAUUGAUGACACAAUGAUAGAGUUAUUCAAUGACGACGAAGACGACGCGCCCUUCGAGGAUGACUCUUAUGAAGCAAAGCGGACUCGCGACCAGCUCGCAGCCUAUGUGGUCGAUCUCUGUGCUCGCCAACACCGAACGCACCUAUUCAUCGUCUACAUCUACUACCCCUAUGCCCGCUUCAUUCGGUUCGAUAGAUCUGGAGCCCUAGUCUCGGAACGGUUUGAUUUCACGGACGAUUGCACUCCUCUCAUUCGGUUCUUUUCGAGGUUCUCGAAAAUGACCCAAGCUGGAAGGGGGUACAAUCCUACCGUCCAAGUUGCAGACGAACUUGAAACCAAGGUCGCUCACGAACGUCUUUCGGAGUGGGCCCCAAAUCCGAGGUACGAACGCCCUGUGUUCAAGAUGGAGGUUCACGACGACCGAGAGCAAGCUGGCGGUAAAAGGCCCAAUAAGCCGAGACCCCGCAAGUUUCUUGUUUGGGGAUCCUUCGCCGAUCCAGACUUGCCACUUGGACGGGCGACGCGAGGCUAUCCAGCAUUGGAAGUGACCGACGGCGUGGAAAACGCCCCCAAGGAUGCUCCGAUCAUGUUCCUAAAAGAACAAUGGCGCUCCACCGCGUUGCGCCAGGAAAUCGACAUACUUCGAGACCUAAACGACAAGGGGGUAGAACACGUUCCGACGCUGAUAUGCGGAGGUGUUCUCCCCGGCCAGGUCACACAAACAGGGUUAUACGCUACCGGAAGAAGUGGUGAAAAGGAAAUUGCUGAGCGUGCCCAUGUUCGCUUCGUUGUAUUGGAAGUUGGUCGGCCCCUCGAGCGCUUUUCUUCGUCGAAAGAGAUGUUCAAAGCCGUGUACGAUGCAUUUCAGGGUAUACAGGCGUUCGAAAAGUGCAAUUUAUUGCAUCGCGACGUGAGUGGGGGGAACAUUCUACUGUUAUCGAACGGUGGUCUCCUGAUCGACUGGGAUAUGGCGGCGAAGGCCGAUGGGGAGGAACAUGGGACUACGAGUGGUACUUGGGACUUUAUGUCCAUCGACCUAUUGGGCAGUACGGGGCUUCCCCACAAAGUCAGCGACGACCUAGAGUCUUUCCUCUGGGUGGUGCUUUACUACGGCCUCCUCUACCUCCCUCACAACAAAGUCGAUGAGCUCGAGAAAAUUAUCCACGUCAUUUUCGAGGAGUAUACCAACUACGGAGAAGCGAAGGGUGGCCAAGGGAAAUGUUUGGCAGUAACGGCUGGACGGCACAUUGGAUUCAACGCCUGCCCUCCCUUAGAAUUUGCAAAUGAGCCACUUACACGGUUUGUACAUACGAUCCUGAGACUUCUGAUGGACUAUAGUCAAAGAGAAGCUGGUGCGCGCCGCAGACUAAAACCCCCUUCCAUACUUUCAGAUCGUCCAGAUUAUCUAUCCUCAUUGCCACCCCCACCCACACAGAAACAGCGGCAAGACGACAUGGAACUUAUCUUCAAGUUGGCACUCGAUCUUCCUUGGCCGACGGACGACAAGUCUAGAUUGAAUAUCGUGAAGAACCCCGAGGACGAUCAAGCAGGUAUUGAGUCAAAGAAGAGAAAGAAUACGACUCAGAAUGUCCCCGUCGAAGAUACCGAAGACCGACAAGCAAAGAAGGCUAAGCGUUCUGCUGGGGACAAGACACUCACCAAGGCACUCAAUGCAGCAGACGGAAGUCGGGACCCAUGA
Messenger RNA from Pleurotus ostreatus (oyster mushroom), 1974 nucleotides. RefSeq lists its product as uncharacterized. Gene Ontology annotation, molecular function: ATP binding; protein kinase activity. Lineage: Eukaryota; Fungi; Basidiomycota; Agaricomycetes; Agaricales; Pleurotaceae. Gene Ontology annotation, biological process: protein phosphorylation. The record is from RefSeq and is a predicted model, not a curated record. Bases 1 to 1974 code for a protein of 657 amino acids. The transcript is spliced from 4 exons.